Messenger RNA from Penicillium paradoxum, 2874 nucleotides. RefSeq lists its product as uncharacterized. NCBI's taxonomy places the organism in Eukaryota, Fungi, Ascomycota, Eurotiomycetes, Eurotiales, Aspergillaceae. Bases 1 to 2874 code for a protein of 957 amino acids. The transcript is spliced from 3 exons. The record is from RefSeq and is a predicted model, not a curated record.
AUGGGUAUCCAACUUGGUGAUCGAACAACACAGGCUGGAUCUUCGGUCACUAUCAAUCCGUUGAUCAAGGAAUUUGGACAUCUUCAAGUCAUCGAUGACUUGAUUCGUCUACGAGCUGCGGAUAAUGUUCAAUGUCCUAUUCUCGCCUAUCCUCGCUUCGACAAUGAGGCCGGUUCCUAUGCCCACUACACCGGGCAAGAAUUGGAUGAGAUGAUCAACCAAGCUGUCAUAAUGCUCAUGGAUGAUGGUUUCAAACAGGUUGGUGUGGAGAUAGAUUGCUCAAUUCUCAGUAUUCUAACUGUUGAUAUUCAGCCAACACGAAAUGAAUCCAUCGUGGCACUCCUCACGUUAUCGGAUCUGGACAUGGUUGUCACCUUCUUCGCACUGAGUCGUCUGGGAUAUACCGUCAUGAUGCUUUCCCCACGACUGUCAAGCGAAGCCUGUGUAUCAUUGUUGGAAACAGUCAACUGUGAGACGAUCAUAUACGGCAAAUCCCCAAGUAUCCGCGCAAAAUUGGGCGAGAUUAUACGCCAUAAGAUAGUGAGCUGCCGCCCAAUGCUUCCAUACUCUCUAUAUAACACAGCAGAGUCAUCAUUUCUGGUUCUACGCCGAAAUCGAAAUCCAGAAAAGGUCGCUUUGAUUCUUCACUCUUCGGGAUCGACGGGGACUCCAAAACCGCUCUUCCUCACACACAAAGCCCUCAUGACCCACCCGCUCAGAGGUCCUGGGCUGACCUGUUUUAAUCCUCUGCCUUGGUAUCACCUUCACGGGCUCUCAACCGCAUUGCAGGCAAUGUGGAUGAGAAAGACAGCGUACAUGUGGAACGCUGCAUUACCUCUGACGGCAGGCUAUGUCGUUUCAGCCCUGGAAGAAGCCAAGCCAGAGUCUGUAGCUGCGGUUCCAUAUAUGCUGCAGGUCUUGGUUGAUGAUCCCCGCGGUAUCGCAGCGCUUCGGGCAUGCAAGUUAGUUACAUAUGGAGGUGCACCGUGUCCCGACGGGCUAGGCGAUCGUCUGGUCAGUGAAGGGGUACACUUUGGAGGUUCUUUCGGCCUUACUGAGGCUGGCCUUGUUGCCGAAUCGAUCUCGCGCCCCAAAGGCGACCCUUACUGGAACUACUUGAAAUUCUUCGAUAAUAUCCGCCCAUAUGUCUGGAUGAAGCCAAUCGACAAGUCAGAAUCACUCUUUGAGUGCGUCUAUCUUGCUGGCCAUCCCGCCCUAACAGCCUCAAAUUCAAGUGAUCCACCAGGCUCGUUUUAUUCCAAGGAUGUAUUCUCUGCUCAUCCGACAAUUCCAGGAAGAUGGAAGUAUAUGUCAAGACUGGAUGAUCGCAUCAAUCUCGUGAAUGGUGAAAAAGUCCUACCACUUCCUAUUGAAGGCCACAUCAAACAGCACCCUUUCAUUCACGACGCAGUUGUUGUCGGGGUGGAAAGAGCUGCUCCUGGACUAUUGGUUUUGAAAGCCGAUGACUGCAAAUCCGAAAAUCUCACAGAAGACCAAUUCCUCGACACAAUUUGGCCGACAAUCCAAGAAGCAAAUUCUCAUGCAGAGGCUUUCUCUCAAAUCUCCCGCAAUCUUGUUGCUAUUUUGCCGCAUGAGGCCAAGUUUCCUCGAACAGACAAAGGGUCUAUGAUCCGCGCGCAAGUCUAUGAAGAGUACACAGAGCUUAUCGAAAGCCUUUAUUCCAAAGAAGUGCAAAUCGUCGGAAAUAUCCAGCUCGGUAUUGCUGAGACAGAGGCCGUUCUUCUUCAGCUUGCGCAGCAAGAACUUGGAAUACACCUCUCUAGUGUUGAGUCGAAUUUCUUUGCUGAGGGUGUUGACAGUCUCAAGGCAAUUCACUUCCGGCGUCUCAUUCUCGAGCGUUUCAAGUUUGAGCCCAGCCAGACUCCAGGUAGGAAUGCCAUCUUUGAAUCUGGUUGUCUAUCCCAAUUAGCUCGUCAUAUCUGUGCUUUGCAAAAGGGGGAAGUUUUGGAAACUUCGGACGAUGAUACCACUGUGAUGACGAACUUGAUUGAGCGGUAUUCCGUCUUUGGGAGACAUAUACCCCAGCCCCAUUCAUUUUCCGAUCAUAAGAGUGUGUUAUUGACAGGAGCGACUGGGUCAAUCGGAGCUCAUAUCUUGUACGAGCUGCUCAACGACAACUCCAUCUCCACAGUAUAUUGCCUCACACGACGAGAAUCUCCACGGGAAGCAGUCCUUCGUAGUCUCGCCGUCAAAGAGCUCCCCAUAUCUCCCGAACAGCAGACCAAGAUUGUUGCCUUCAACUCCAGCAUCGACCAGCCAGACUUUGAUCUAGCGCUAGACGAACCCACGAUCCAGGAAAUGCUCGAUUCAGUCUCCCUAAUCAUCCACACUGCAUGGCCCGUCAACUUCAAUCUCCCCCUAUCUGAGUUCGAGCCCCACAUCCAAGGACUCUACAAUCUGAUACAGUUCUCUCUAUCCGUCCAGCGACGCGAACCAGCCGUCCUGAUGUUCUGCUCUUCAGUCUCCACGGCACUCGGCUCUUCGUCAUCGUUGAUCCCCGAGGGGCCAGUCACCCUGGAUUCUGCCUACAUGGGCUACGGCCAAUCCAAGUUAAUCGGGGAGCAUAUUGUAAGCAACGCACGACGAAGCGGAGCAAGGGCGUAUUCUCUUCGUAUCGGUCAGGUCUCUGGCCAUUCAAAGAAAGGUCUCUGGAAUGACUCCGAGGCACUCCCGUUGAUGAUUCGCUCGGCUCUGACCCUCAAAGCUCUGCCUGAGUUAUCACAAACAUGCUCUUGGCUGCCCGUGGACAAGCUCGCGUCUACGAUUCUCGAAUUGGCCAAGACGUGCGCUACUCCCUGUAAGUCGGGGGGAGGGCUGUGCUUCGAGCUCGGCGGUAGUGAAGUACGUCGAUGA